Molecule: messenger RNA, 744 nt
Organism: Didymodactylos carnosus
Lineage: Eukaryota; Metazoa; Rotifera; Eurotatoria; Philodinida; Philodinidae
Source: the annotation of a GenBank genome assembly
AUGGCACAGUAUUUUCUUCAAUGGGUCCUGUUCAUCGAUGUUGUUUAUUCACAAUACCAAUCGCAUAUUUACAGAGCCGAUUUCGGUACUUCAUUUAUACCUGCUGAUCCAAUCGAGUUAAUAAGUACAAUCUGGGUAUCAUCAGAAAUUAGUUGUACAGAAACUUGUAAUAUAAAUUUAUUGUGUCGAACGUACGAUUAUGAUACAUUAUCUAAACGAUGUCGACUAUUUGAAGGUGAAAUAACAACUGGUCACGUGAAUAGAUCAGCAGCUAUCCCAUCAACAUCAAGAGUUAGUAGUAUUGCAUAUACAGAGCAACUUUAUUUAGUCUAUAACCAAACAUGUGAUAAAUGUCAAAUAAAUCGAUAUUUACUAUGUAUUAAUGAUAUUUGUCAAUGUACCCCACAUACAUAUUGGAAUGGGUAUAUGUGUUUAAAUCAGAGAUACAACGGUUCAAUAUGUCAAAAUGAUCAAUGGUGUAGAAAUGAUAAAAAUUUAAUAUGUUCUUCAUCUAAUUUUUGUGGUGUUGGUACAAAUAUUACGAGCACGAGUCUCAUGUUGGCUACAACAGCUUAUGGUGUAAAUAUCGUUGUUAAUGGUGAUGGAGAAACUGGUCCUUGUGAAACAAGCGGUGUAAUUACGCCACCCACAGGUUGGACACCUAAUGGUUCGAUAACGCAAGUUUCAUACUGGGAAGGAGGAGGAACUGCAGAUCAAGGGUUUUCAUCACCAGGACCAAUGUAA